Messenger RNA from Closterium sp. Yama58-4, 8415 nucleotides. The record is from the annotation of a GenBank genome assembly. NCBI's taxonomy places the organism in Eukaryota, Viridiplantae, Streptophyta, Zygnematophyceae, Desmidiales, Closteriaceae.
AUGUUCCCGGACGAUGAUGACGUGGCAGAUGACAGGGACGGGCGAGAUCAGAUGGGUAACACAGACGGUGGCGAAAGUCGCGCGCUUUUCGCGGAAGUGACUUUACAGACGCUAGGAGCCGAAAACAGCCUAGGAGAGGAAAAAGCGGCUGAGGGAGGGCGAAACGCAGUUUCCUUAGGAGCGGAAAGCGCUUUUGUGGAGCGGAACGCACAGACAAGUCCCGACGGGUCGCAGAUGCCGAUGCUACACAGAAACGAUGCUUCUUAUAGAGGAGUCGAAGCGUCCAGAGAGGCUAUUCAUGGUUCGCUGAGGCGGCGCGAGGGGCGGGGGACGCGGGGAGCAAGGAGGGCGCGGAGCCUUCCGCCGAACUGCAGCGGCCUUCUUGCGGAGGAGGAAGGGGACUCCGCGGAGUCCGCGCGGGCGGCGGAAAUUGUCGCCGCAGGGGGAUUGGCGCGAAGGGCGGAAAGCGGCGGAGCAGCCAGCGGGAUUAGUCCGCGCACUUGCCGGUCGCAGAGUCCGCGUGGGAGGCGGAAAGGCGGAAGGGCUGGCGGCGGGCAUGCGACGAUUUUCGGCGACGAAAACGACUCUUCUGCGACGGCGGGGCGGAGCUGGUGGACCGCCGACGGUGCCCCCGCGGCGGAUGCGGCGUCAAUCACGGCGAGCGACGCGGACAGCGGAGUAUCUUCCGUUCGUCUUCGCAAUCAACUCGACGGCGCGAGAUCGCCGUGGGAAGGCGGCGCGGGGCGCGCGCUGGUGGACGUGGAGCGGCGCCAAUCGCGGAGUUUGGACGGCAACGGACGGCUGCGCGAUGCGGCGGCCGGCAGGACGGAAGGCGGAGACGGCAACUCCAAUCGCUCGACAGCAUUUUCAAAACGGACGCCGGCGGCUGUAGCUGCUGUCGAAACCGAAGCGGCGGUUCAGGGAAAGGCGGCUACAACGAGAGCGGGAACGAGCGCAUCUGAGGGGGGCGGCGCAAGUGCGGCAGCAAGAGAUGCACGAGCGGACGCUCCGGAUGACGUGGCAGCACAAGCGCAAGUGGGGCGCGCGCAAGGAGGAGGGCCGGCGGAGCAGGCGGAGAAGGCGGAAGGCGGCAAAGGGGGAGAAGGCGGUGGCGGAGAGUGCGCAGCGGAGCCCCGGAGGGGCGAUGUCAGACAGGGGAUAGGGGGAGGCGGAAAGCGGAUAGGCGCAAGGGGGCAUGGGGGGAACACGGUGGGCGGAGGAGCAGCAAGGGAGGCGAGCGAUAGGGAGCCCCGAUUCGACCAGCUCUCCUCCACCGACUCGUCCUGCUCCCCUGACCUCGUCUUCUCCUUCCAAACCCCUCACACCACUGCACACUCCCUCCCCUCCUCCCCCCUCGAUCCCUCCUCUUUCCUGGACUGCACGCCGUCCCUCUGUGCUCCUCCACCCUUUCUCACUCUCUCGUCCGAGAAGAGAGGGAGUGGUGGGGAGGGUGAGGUGAUUGCAGGGGGUCUGACAGCUAUAGAGGAAGGUAAGGAGGGCACUGAGGUGGGUGCAGCUGCAACUGCUGGUGUAGAUGCUGCGGAUACUUCUCACGCGCUUAGUCGGCUCUCCUACGUGUCAUGGAUUGGCCGUCUACGAGGAGAGUCGAAGCUAGCGCCUGAAUGGGGCCCGAUUUUGAGGCACUACAAAACCGCGGAUGACAUCAAAGAGGAAAGCUCUAUUUAUGACAUGAUCGAUGUGGACAAAGAAGGCCGACCACUGAUCACAGUCGUGUUGCCAGAUCAAGACCUUGUCGGCAACUCCAAAGCAUAUGCUUCCUUCAUCCACAGAAGCCUGUGUGAAAAGUUUGUCCACUUGCGACAACCAACGAACGGAUCAGAUUCAGUCCGUCUGGGGGAUCCGACGGUUCCAAGCUCUGCGGUGAACCAGUCGUCAGAUUUUACCCAUGUUGGAGUGACACAAGAUGUCCAUCAGCCGAAGAAUCUCAAUGAUCCCCGCACCCAGCUUCUGGAAGAAACAUCUGACAGCUUGUAUUGCUCUACCUUCAGUGUGUCACUCGAAGGGAUCAGCACCACCGCCAUUCAUGACUCAAGUCAUGAAGAUAUAAGCUUAUCAGCAGCAGACAGCAUACCCGAUAGCACCACAUCUGAUACUACCCAAAGUCAUCAGCAUCACCACCAUGGCGUCAUCACAAGUCAAGGUCUGCUGGUGCUGGCAGCGCCAAAGCCCCUGCUGCCUGCCGUGCUGCGCUGGCUGCAGCAGCAGGGGUGGGUGCAGUGGAUCGCCCCCCGACCCCGCUCCCGCCUGCAGAACCGCUGGGCCUCGGCUGUCACUCAGAGCGGCACCUCCGUUGGCUUAGACGACGACCCAGGGUUCGGGUCGCCAGGGUCAGGCAGCGAAGGAGGUGGUAGUGAGCAGCAGAGGAGUGAGUUUGGGGCGGCGCGGCCGAUGUGGAGUGCGGGAAUUACGGGGUUUGGGCAGAUUGUGGGGAUCGGCGACAGUGGCAUCGACAUGCAGAGUUGCUUCUUCCGUGAUGACGCUGUGCCGCUACCAGGCCCCGCGCACCGCAAGGUGGUGCAGUACCGGGUGGUGAACGGAGACACAGUGGACGAGCUGGGGCACGGCACCCACGUGGCCGGCUCCGUGGCAGGCGCUUGCUCUCAGCAACAGCAAGCACAGCAACCACAGCCGGGGCAGCAGCAGGGGCAGCAGGGGCAAGCGGGGCAAGAGCAGGGGGGGAAGGGGCCGGAGAGUGUGGGUCUGUAUCCUGGCAUGGCGCCUGAUGCGCGCAUUGCCUUCACUGACAUGGGCGAGGGCGAUGUGGGGUACAUCAUGCCGCCUGGUGACCUGGGCAGUGGGUACUACGGGCAGGCAAUGAAGGCCGGCGCGUUGAUCCACUCGGACUCGUGGGCAGCAGGAGUGUUCGCAUACGACUACAUGGCACAGUCAGUUGACCGAUUCACAUUCAACAACCCUAACUUCCUCCCAGUAGUCGCGGCAGGCAACAUGGGUUCUGUCCACCGAGACUCAGUCUCCAUCUCAUCGCCUGCCCUCGCCAAGAACUGCCUCACGGUGGGCGCAACCCUUGGCAGUGUCGGCUCCUCCCCGCCUCUCCUCGCCACGCCCUUCAACCUCUCCAUCCUCGCGCCCUCCCCCUCUCUCCUUCCCUCCGACCGCGCCUGGUACCCCCUCCUCUCGCACGCCUUUGGCGCGACCUUUCAGUCUGGCCUAUGGGAGGAGGGGGUGGCGUGGGGGUUGGUGAGGGGGGAGCCAAGGGAUGGGUGCAGAGCGGUGCGGGGCGGUAGUGGGAGCACGGGAGGGAGUGUGGCUGGGUUGAUUGUGCUGCUCGACGCGGGGAACUGCCUGUUUGCGGAUAAGUUCAGGAACGCGCAGGCAGCAGGAGCAGCAGCAGCGGUGAUUGUGGCCAACGACACUCUCGGCUACUUCCCCAUGGCUGCUCCCUUUGGUGCUGACCCCAGCAUCACCAUCCCAGGUGGCUCUGUACCGCAAGCAGUGGGCGCCAUUCUAGAUGCGGCUCUCAGGAGGGGCCAGCCUGUGCAGGUGUCCAUCUCGCCCCUGGUAGUGUCCCUUGCCUUCCGCCCAGCCAGCAUGGCUCGCUUCUCCUCGUGGGGUCCCACACCUGAUGGUCGCAUCAAGCCCGACAUCUCUGCUCCAGGGGAGGGCAUCUGGUCAGCAAAGAGCAACCCCAACCUUCGCCAGCCAUCGUGCGCCCUCACACAGAUGUCAGGCACCUCAAUGGCCACGCCCAUCACUGCAGGCUCGGCUGCUCUACUCAGGCAAUACUUCAUGGACGGCUUCUACCCCACUGGCCAGAGGGUUCCAGCCAAUGGUUUCGUGCCAAGUGGCAUGCUGCUCAAGGCCACGUUGAUAAACGGAGCCAUGCCUCUCACAGUUGGAAACGGUGACCGCUACCCUAUAGACGCACCUCCCUCCAUGAACCAGGGCUUUGGUCGCGUGCACCUGGGCAAUGCUGUGCCUGUAGCGGGUACAGCAUCCUUCACUACAGUGGCAAUCGAGGGUCCUGCCCUGAAGACCGGUAACGGUUACCGCAUCUGCUUGCUGGUUGAUCCUGAGAGGAGCGAUGGCGGAACAGGGAGCGAGGAUGUCAAAAUCACACUCACCUGGUACGAUGCACCGGCAGCACUGGUGGCGAAUCAGAACGCAGCGACACCGCUGCUGGUGAACAACCUGGACCUCUCAGUCACCUCCCCCACGGGCCACACCUUCUUUGGGAAUGGGGGGCUGGCCCCUGAUGCCCGCAACACUGUUGAGCAGGUGCUCAUCACAGCGCCACAGCAAGGAGUGUACACAGUGGACGUGAGAGCAGUGCAGGUCAACAUGCCCAUGCCAGGCACGGGACCAAGCUCCACCUCAGACGCCUCUCCAGCCAACCCCUCAGGCAGCCCCACAGCCAGGGCCUUUAGCAGGUCCCCUGGCAAUAAACCUAGCAGCCCCCCUAGCAGCAGGGACGGCGGGCAGCGUUUUGCCGUGGCUGCCAGAGGCCCCAUCACUCAAGUCGACUGCCUCUAUGUGCAAGCGGAUCCCCCUCCCCCGCCCCUAUCCAACAGCCCCUCCCUCUCCAUUCCGCUCCUCUUCCCCGCCAGCCCUGCCACCACUGUCCUCUGCGGCCUCACUCGGGGUGGGGCGUUGGGUAGUGUGGGAGCGGGAGCAGGAGUGGCAGGAGGGGAAAGCGGAUGGCUGGACCAAGGGGCAGAGGAAGGGGCGGCAGGAGAAGUCGGAGAGGAAGGAGGAGGGGUAGCAGCAUUGGGAGGCGCAGGGGGAGAAGAGAGUGGUGUGGUGGUGCUGCCUUGGGGGUCGUGCACCUCGCCUGUCACCUUCCCAUCCCUCGAUACUGGCACCUACGUCUUUUCAGCACAGCUCCUAGACACCUCCUACACUAACACCCUCAUCAGCCCUCCUUACAGAACCACCUUUGCGGUAGAUCUCGAUGCACCUACCACCACACUCUCCUCUUCUUAUACUCCUGCCACCACCGCAACCGCUUCUUUCACCUUCUCUUCCACAUCUGCUGACGUCAGCCACUUCCAAUGCCAGCUCAGCGCCUCGUCGCUCUCGCCUCCCCCCACCGACCCCAUCACCCCGCAGCCAAUCACGUUCGGCGAAGCAACCAGCAUCCCCACCGGCCUGCUCGAAUGGCUGUUUCCCCCCUCUAUAGUCACACAGAGCGAGCAGCUCCCAGCCACAAGCCCAGGAGGACAAACCCCUCGUUUAGAUCACACCCAGGGAACCACUACUUGGGCUAAUUGCAGCAGCCCAGUCUCUUACCCUGGAAUCUAUGACGGUAGCUAUGCUUUCUCCGUGAGAGCUGUGGACCAGGCUGGGAAUGCGGAUCCCAACCCCCCUAUAGUCACAUGGGCGCUCGAUACUGUCCUGCCGAAAGCCGUGAUUCUAGAGGCGCCGGUGGUGUAUUCGAACCAAGGGAGUGUUCGGCUCGCGUUCGUGCUUGAUAGCGAAGUGCAGUCUGCACAGACGAGGGGCAUGCAGAUGGCAUUCCAGGCGCUUCAGCCACCAAUGGUUGAGUAUCUGAACCAGCAAAGCGUCCCAUUCGUGUUAGACUCACAGCCAGCGGACUUACAGGAAUUCCAAAGCUCACAAGAGUCACAAGGGUCACAAGAGUCACAACCACUACAGUCACCAGAUUCAGGGCCAGCAGAGUGGAGCUGCAUGCUGCAGGCGUGGAGUGGUGCCACGUCCCCUCCUCCCCUCUUUGACUGGCGCAGCUGUAGUAGCCCCUUCCUGAUGGGGCUGGACAGUAGCAGCAGCAGUGACAGCAGCAGCAGUGGCAGCAGCAGCAGUAACAGUAGUGACAGCAGUGACAACAGUGGCAGCAGCAGUGGUAACAGCAGUAGCAGUGACAGCAACGGGUGGUAUCUCUCUGCACCGCUUCCAGACGGCACAUACCUCUUCAGUGUGCGUGCCACGUCAGCAUGGAACCGCCACGGCCUCAACAACGCAUCAGCCAGAGCAGCUUUCACUGUCGACGCUACACCUCCACGCAUACUGCUCCUCUCCCAUCCCCCCCGCGUCCUCAGUCAACCCCAGGCGACUUUCUCCUUUCUCUCCCCCAAAAUGGUCACCUUCAGCUGCCGACUCACCACCUCUCCUUCCCUUCAACCCGCUGACUCCUCCACUUCCUCUUCUCCACUUACUACCUCUUAUCCCUCUUCUUUAUCCUCUUCCUCAUCUUCCUCCUCCCCCUCCACUUCACCCCUCUCUUCCACCAUUCCCCUCUCGCCAUGUGUCAGCCCCGUGCGCUACGACCUGCCAGAUGGCACGUACACGUGGCAGCUGUCAGCUGUGGAUUGGGCUGGGAAUGAAGCUGAACCGGUGGUGCUGGAAUUCAUAGUCGACAGCACACCGCCAACAGUGGAAAUCCUGUCUCUCUCUGUCUACAGGCUGAUGGUUGUGGCGAGAGACAGAGGGGGUAUGAUCAGCAGCGUACCUGGUAUGAGCAGUUUCGCUUUAGAGGCACCUGUUGUGGUGACGGGUCUAAGGGAGGAAGGAGGAGGAGAGGGAAGCAGCCAAGUAGGUUCUCCUGAUACCGGCACCAAUGGUGGUAGACCCGUUUCACAGGCUGCUGCUGCGGCUGCUGCUGCUGCUGUUCCUGGUGUGGCAUUUGUCGCUCCCCUUCCACCCGCAUACAGCAACAACAGCUCAGCCACGCUCCACUUCAUCACUAUGCGCAGCAAUGCAACGUCCUCAAACGAGGACGCACUGAAUCAGCCUACAGCUCCUUCUGAAUGCAUCCUGCUUACCACCCCCCUCCUCCUCUCCACGCCUUAUCAACCGUCCACGCCUUCCCAGUCUCCUUCCCCGCCUCCCCUCCUCGCAUGGCCAUGCAGCAGUCCCACCUUCCUGCACUCCCUCCCAGACGGCCGCCACCAGCUCUGGGUGCGACUGCUGGGGGAGCAGCGCAGGGAGGGGACUUGGACAGCUUUCUCCUGGACUUUCGUGCGGGUGCUGGGGAGAGAGGAGGAAGGAGGGAGUGGGGUGGUGCGUCUUGAGUGUAAAUUGGAGGCGAUGAUGGGAGGAGGGGGAGCAGGAGAUGGAGGGGAAGGAGGUGUAGAGGGGAGAGCAGGCACCAUUGGAGGCACCUCCACGUGGCAGGCUUGCAUUGGCUCGUUUCCACCUGCACCCGACACGCCACCGACCAAUCACAGCACAGACAGCUCCACCUCUCAACUGACAGCUGACGUCACCCUCGCCUCUCUCCUCCCCUCCCCAUCCAACACUCUCCCUGACAGCGCGUGUGCAUUCAGUGCUGCCCUCCCUGACGGUGUCUAUGCCUUCACUGCUAGAGCUGUGGAUGCAGCAGGGAAUGCGGACCCAAACCCACCCUCAGUGUGGUUUGUGGUCAGUUCUUGGGCGAUAUCCCUGGCUGGGUUGGAAGUGGGAGACCAGGGAGGAGGUGAAGUGGGGAGCGAGGGAGUGGAUGCUGCUGCCAGUGUUGGCAAUGCUGUUACUGGUACCACUGCAGGCACAUACUCUCCGUCCCGCCUUCUCUCCACCGCCUUCCCAUCAGUUGCCAUUGCAUGUGACGGCCGCUGCACUGCCAUGCUGCCUGCCCCAUUUCUCUGUGAGCCUCCACUUCCUCAAAAAGACACAAGCCUGACUCAAUCCAGCCCACCAUCAACAGCACCAUCCCUGUCCCCAUCCGCAUCCGCAUCCUCGUCACCCCAUUCUUCACCACCACCUGCCUGCACCACUCUAGAGUCUCUCGUUGCACCCAGCACUGCCAGCAGUGGCGGGUUCAAGGUGCUGGUUUCAAGGGGAGAGGAACUGAAGGGAGGAUCCCUGGAUGGGGGUGUAGCAGCAGCACCGAGUCCAGCAGCAGAAGAGGCAACCUCUGCUUCUCAAGAAGAACAGGCGCCUGUGCUAUUCAACGUGCUCUCUGACGUCGUAUCCUUCACCUUCCCCCCUGCUCUAACUCCCAAACACGACUCUCACCCUCCUGCUGGUGACCUGAGAGUGGGCCCUGCCUCCCAGUCCCACCCUGCCCUUGCAUCGCCUCUGCUCAUGAUCGGAUUCUCCCUGCCAUACCUAUGUGACCCAAGCAGCAGCGACACUCCGUGCUCUGACCUUGGUAACCCUCCAGUGGACGGAUGGCAGCUGCUGGACACGCGACUGCUCUGGCAGCAGCAGCAGCAGCAGCCCGCCGUGGCCACCUUCUCUGCCCUCCGCCCUGGGCUCUACGCUGUGGCGGUGCAAGAAACGAGCAAUCAAGUCCCUUCCACUCUCACCAGCGCCCCACCAGCCAUGAGAAUGAGCUCUCCUGCUGCAUCCAGCAAGGCGUGGGUGAUAGCGCUAGCAGUCUCACUUGGUGUGGGUGCUCUCGUGGUCGCAGUGGGGCUUGCGGUGCUGUUUGUGCGGGUUAGAGGCCGUGCCAGGGUUUCACCGCACCUGCGCAAAUGA